AUGCCUAUUCGCUCUUUCUGUCAGACCAGCACUCAAGUAGAGAGUGCCACACUUCCAGGUGAGGGUGGUGGAACAAAGGGUGAACAUUGCAGAGAACAACAGAGAAGUCAAAGAGCGCGGAUAGGCACGGUUAGACGGCCCAUCCCUAAUCUAUCCAACAAGGAUGGAGAACGCACACGCCAAGUUGCCAGCUGAAUGCUUGGCCUACUUUGGAGUGAAUGAGAACACUGGUCUCUCUCCUGAUCAGUUCAAGAAGAACCUGGAGAAGUAUGGCUUCAAUGAGCUGCCCGCUGAGGAGGGUAAGAGCAUCUGGGAGCUGAUUGUGGAGCAGUUUGAGGACUUGCUCGUCAGAAUCCUGCUGCUCGCUGCCUGCAUCUCCUUUGUUCUGGCCUGGUUUGAGGAGGGCGAGGAGACCGUCACUGCCUUUGUUGAACCCUUUGUCAUCCUUCUUAUCCUCAUCGCCAAUGCCGUGGUUGGAGUGUGGCAGGAGCGUAAUGCUGAGAGUGCCAUCGAGGCUCUUAAGGAGUAUGAGCCUGAGAUGGGCAAAGUUUAUCGUUCUGACAGAAAGAGCGUGCAGAGGAUCAAGGCCAGAGAGAUUGUCCCCGGAGACAUUGUGGAGGUGUCCGUUGGUGACAAAGUCCCCGCUGACAUCAGAAUUGUUUCCAUCAAGUCCACCACCCUUCGUGUCGAUCAGUCCAUCCUUACUGGUGAGUCUGUCAGUGUGAUCAAGCACACUGAGGCUGUCCCCGACCUCAGGGCUGUCAACCAGGACAAGAAGAACAUGCUUUUCUCUGGCACCAACAUUGCUGCUGGCAAAGCCAUCGGUGUGGCUGUUGCUACUGGUGUGUCCACUGAGAUUGGUAAAAUCCGUGACCAGAUGGCUGCCACUGAGCCCGAGAAGACCCCCCUGCAGCAGAAGCUGGAUGAGUUUGGCGAGCAGCUGUCCAAGGUUAUCUCCCUGAUCUGUGUGGCUGUGUGGGCCAUCAACAUCGGACACUUUAACGACCCCGUGCAUGGCGGCUCCUGGAUCCGUGGUGCUGUCUACUACUUCAAGAUCGCUGUUGCUCUGGCUGUGGCUGCCAUCCCUGAGGGUCUGCCCGCUGUCAUCACUACCUGCCUGGCUCUUGGUACCCGCCGUAUGGCCAAGAAGAAUGCCAUUGUCAGAAGCCUGCCAUCUGUGGAGACCCUCGGCUGCACCUCUGUCAUCUGCUCUGACAAGACUGGAACCCUCACCACCAACCAGAUGUGCGUGACCAAGAUGUUCAUCGUCAAGAAUGUGGAGGGAGAUCAUGUUGACCUUGAUGCCUUCGAUAUUUCUGGCUCCAAGUACACCCCUGAGGGCGAGGUUUCCCAGGGAGGUUCUAAGACCAACUGCAGCGCAUUUGACGGACUUGUGGAGCUGGCUACCAUUUGUGCUCUGUGCAACGAUUCCUCUCUGGACUACAACGAGUCCAAGAAGAUCUAUGAGAAGGUCGGUGAGGCCACUGAGACUGCUCUGUGCUGCCUGGUUGAAAAGAUGAACGUCUUCAACAGCAACGUCAAGAACCUGUCCAAAAUUGAGAGGGCCAAUGCUUGCUGUGCUGUGAUCAAGCAACUCAUGAAGAAGAACUUCACCCUGGAGUUCUCCCGUGACAGGAAAUCCAUGUCUGUCUACUGCACACCUACCAAGGGUGAUGGUGGUGCCAAGAUGUUUGUGAAGGGUGCCCCUGAGGGAGUGAUUGAUAGGUGCACAUAUGUGCGUGUUGGCACCACUCGUGUUCCCCUGACCAAUGCCAUCAAGGAGAAGAUCAUGUCCGUCAUCAGAGACUGGGGUACCGGCCGUGACACUCUGCGUUGCUUGGCCCUGGCCACCCGUGACUCCCCACUGAAGCCUGAGGAAAUGAUCCUUGAGGACUCCACCAAAUUUGCCGACUAUGAGAAUGACCUGACCUUUGUUGGCUGCGUUGGUAUGCUGGAUCCCCCUCGUAAGGAGGUCACUGGCUCCAUUGAACUGUGCAGGGCUGCCGGCAUCCGUGUUAUCAUGAUCACUGGUGACAACAAGGGAACUGCUAUUGCUAUCUGCCGUCGUAUUGGCAUCUUUGGAGAGGAUGAGGAUGUCUCUGGAAAGGCCUACACUGGACGUGAGUUUGACGACUUGCCCACCCAUGAACAGUCUGAGGCUGUCCGCAGAGCCUGCUGCUUCGCCCGUGUCGAGCCUGCCCACAAGUCCAAGAUUGUUGAGUUCCUGCAGGGUCAUGAUGACAUUACUGCCAUGACUGGUGAUGGUGUGAAUGAUGCCCCAGCCCUGAAGAAGGCUGAGAUUGGCAUCGCCAUGGGCUCUGGCACUGCCGUUGCCAAGUCUGCCUCUGAGAUGGUCCUGGCUGACGACAACUUCUCUUCCAUUGUGGCUGCUGUUGAGGAGGGUAGAGCUAUUUACAACAACAUGAAGCAGUUCAUCCGCUACCUCAUUUCCUCCAAUGUUGGUGAGGUCGUCUGUAUCUUCCUGACCGCUGCCCUUGGUCUGCCUGAGGCUCUGAUCCCCGUGCAACUGCUGUGGGUGAACCUGGUCACUGACGGUCUGCCUGCCACCGCCCUGGGCUUCAACCCUCCCGAUCUUGACAUCAUGGGCAAGCCCCCCCGUUCCCCCAAGGAGCCCCUGAUCUCUGGCUGGCUCUUCUUCAGAUACAUGGCUAUUGGUGGAUAUGUCGGUGCCGCCACUGUUGGUGGUGCUGCCUGGUGGUUCCUGUAUGACCCUACUGGCCCAAUGGUCACCUACUACCAGCUGUCUCACUUCAUGCAGUGCCACGAUGAGAACGAGGACUUCGCUGGCCUGGACUGUGAGAUCUUUGAGGCUUCUCCUCCCAUGACCAUGGCCCUGUCUGUGUUGGUCACCAUUGAGAUGUGCAACGCCCUCAACAGCUUGUCUGAGAACCAGUCUCUUGUGCGUAUGCCCCCAUGGAGCAACUUCUGGCUGCUCUCUGCCAUGACCCUCUCCAUGUCCCUGCACUUCCUGAUCAUCUAUGUUGACCCUCUGCCUAUGAUCUUCAAGCUGACCCAUCUGACAGUUGAACAGUGGAUGAUGGUCUUGAAGCUCUCCUUCCCUGUCAUCCUCAUUGAUGAGGUGCUGAAGUUCGUCGCCCGUAACUACGUUGAGUGUACAGAAGCUAAAUAAGAAGAUCUUAACGGUUGGAGAAGACAAUGCAGACACCAGACAAGAGGUCACAUCUGAAGUUGGGAGCUUAAGCGAGCCAACCUGUGGAAGAGAUGAGAGAAAUACAUAAGAAA
Molecule: messenger RNA, 3264 nt
Organism: Periophthalmus magnuspinnatus
Lineage: Eukaryota; Metazoa; Chordata; Actinopteri; Gobiiformes; Gobiidae
Gene: atp2a1l
Product: ATPase sarcoplasmic/endoplasmic reticulum Ca2+ transporting 1, like
Exons: 22
Coding region: 164-3151 (995 amino acids)
Biological process (GO): calcium ion transmembrane transport; intracellular calcium ion homeostasis
Cellular component (GO): membrane
Molecular function (GO): P-type calcium transporter activity; ATP binding; ATP hydrolysis activity
Source: RefSeq, a predicted model, not a curated record